AUGGAAAAAGCACUUGCCAUAACUAACGUGGUCUUUGGAGUUGUUACCUUUUGUUUCCACGAUCCUGAAUCGGCUACUUUAGGCAUUUGCGGAGGAAUUUACCUGAUGGUGUUUGGCCUUCUUCUCAUUAGUUCAAAGUUGAAAAAUAAAGUCAUUAUCAUAGGACUGGGAGUAAAAGCAACGUUCAUUGGUAUCGCAUUAAUCAGCCUUUAUACCAAGAGUUUCGACAGCUAUCAAGGAUUACUCGACAAUUGUCAAUUAAUAGCUACUGUUAUUUAUGGAUUAAAACAAUGUGAUAGAAUUGCCUGGGAUCCAAUCAUGGCCGUUCUCGGCCUUCUAAUUAUCGUUGUCAACUCAUUCUUGGCCGUGAUUACUUAUAUCUCAAAGAGUAAUUCAAAUUCAAAGACAAUCGUUGGAUUGGAUUGAAAAUUUAAAAAUGUUAGUGUUGGAAAAAACAAAUUCUUUUUAGGUUGCAAUUCUAAUAUUUCUCUUGAUUUGAUUAUUACACGUUCUGAUUUCCUAA
Daphnia pulex (common water flea) is the source of this 523-nucleotide messenger RNA. RefSeq lists its product as uncharacterized. Lineage: Eukaryota; Metazoa; Arthropoda; Branchiopoda; Diplostraca; Daphniidae. The coding region runs from base 1 to 426 and encodes 141 amino acids. The transcript has 3 exons. The record is from RefSeq and is a predicted model, not a curated record.